Molecule: messenger RNA, 2886 nt
Organism: Oncorhynchus tshawytscha (Chinook salmon)
Lineage: Eukaryota; Metazoa; Chordata; Actinopteri; Salmoniformes; Salmonidae
Product: neurofilament heavy polypeptide
Exons: 4
Coding region: 42-2810 (922 amino acids)
Biological process (GO): axon development
Cellular component (GO): axon; neurofilament
Molecular function (GO): structural constituent of postsynaptic intermediate filament cytoskeleton
Source: RefSeq, a predicted model, not a curated record
CGAUAGCGAAGAUGAUGUAUCCUUAAAGAGAGAGAGUGUCCAUGCUGAGUUGUGAGUUUCUCCUCCCGCGGUAUAAAAGCUCACCUCUCUCCAUCCUGCCGCAGUCUGCAUCCGGUUUAGAGAUGAGCUACCCACUGGACCACCUCUACGGCCACGGCUCCUACCGCAGGGCACCACAGGGCCUCUCUGCCCGGCCUGCCGCUUCCCUCUCCUCCUCCGGCUUCCACUCCCAGCCCUGGACGACCUCUCAGCGCCGCCGCCAGGCCUACAGCCAGACACCCUCCGCCGACAGCUUGGAGAUCUUUAACGGCGACAUGACUCGGAGGAACGAGAAGGAGAUUCUGCAGACACUCAAUGACCGUUUCGCCGGCUACAUCGACAAGGUGCGGAACCUCGAGUUGAUGAACUCGAAUCUGGAGCAGGAAGCGGCUGCGCUGCGUCAGAGCCAGACUGGGCGCGCUACCGUGGGAGAGCACUAUGAGCGCGAGCUGGGGAACCUGAGGGGUCUGGUUCAGCAGCUGACCGGGGAGAAGGCAUGCGCACUCUUGGAGCAAGACCACCUGGAAGAGGAUAUCCAGCAUGUGCGGACCAGGCUCGAGGAUGAGGCACGCAGCAGGGAGGAGCUGGAAGCCAAGGCACGCCUAAUGAACAAGUAUGUGGAUGAGUCUGGGCUCGCACGGCUAGAGCUGGACAAGAAGCUGAGCGCGCUGCAGGAAGAAGCAGCGUUCCUGAAGAAGAACCACGAGGAGGAGGUGGCGGAGCUUCUAGCACAGAUCCAGGGUGCACAGGUGAGCUUCGAGGCUCGAGACACAAUCAAGGCGGACGUCACGAACGCCCUGCGGGAGAUCCGCGCUCAGCUGGAUGGACACGCGACCAAGAGCGCAACGCACGCGGAGGAAUGGUUCAAAGUGCGUAUGGAGCGGUUGGCAGAUGCAGCUCACUCUAACACAGAUGCGAUCCGUGGUGCCCAGGAUGAGAUAGCAGAGUACAGACGGCAGCUGCAGAGCCGCACCAUCGAACUGGAGACCCUCAGAGGAACCAAGGACUCCCUGGAGAGACAAUGCAUGGAGACUGAGGACAGACACCAUGGAGAUAUCCACUCACUACAGGAGACUAUUCGUCAGCUGGACGGUGAACUGAAGAGUACUAAGUGGGAGAUGGCCAGCCAGCUGAGAGAAUACCAAGAGCUGCUGAACGUCAAGAUGGCUCUGGACAUAGAGAUAGCAGCCUACAGGAAGUUGCUGGAAGGGGAGGAGACUCGGUUCAUACCUGGGCCAAGCCUGUACUCCUACUCCUCUGCCCACCUGAAGCUGAAGGGGGAGGAGCUCUCAGACACAGUCAUACUGGAGGAACAGACGGAUGAGACACAGGUCACUGAGGUGACAGAGGAAGCAGAAGAUGAGGAAGAGGAAAAGGGAGAGGAGACAGAAAAGGAAGAAGAGAAGGAGGAAGAGGGAGAAAAGGAGGAGGAAGAGGAUGAGACCAAAGCUGAGGCAGAAGAGGGAGAAGGAAAGGGAGUUGAGGAUAACGGGGGAGAGGAAGAGGAGGCAGGUGAGGAGAAAGAGGAAGAGAAUUCUAAGUCACCUGAAAAGGCUGCUUCUUCUCCAUCCAAACCUCCCCAAUCUCCCCCCAAAACCCUCCAGCCCAAAUCACCUGCCCCCAAAUCACCUGAAUCAAAAUCUCCCCUCCCCAAAUCACCUGAAUCAAAAUCUCUCCUCCCCAAAUCACCUGCCAAAUCUCCCACCCCCAAAUCACCUGAAUCCAAAUCACCCCAAGCCAAAUCUCCCCUCCCCAAAUCACCUGCCAAAUCUCCCGCCCCCAAAUCUCCCACAGCUGUGAAAUCACCAACAUCUACAUCUCCCCCCAGCAAAUCCCCAGAGUCUAAGUCUCCCCCUCCCAAAUCCCCUCUCCCAAAGUCUCCUGAAUCCAAGUCCCCCAUCCAGGAGAAGGCCAAGCCCCCUGCAGAAGACAAACUGGCCAAGCAGGAGAAGAAAGAGAAGGAACAACCCCAGCCUGUAAAGGAGGAAAAGAAACAGGAGCCAGAACCCAAGGAGAAGGAGAAAUGUGAGAGCCAGUCUAAAGAGGAGAAGGUUGAGGAGAAGACAGACAAACCAGAUCCCAAGGAGAGCAAGCCAGAUGAGAAUCCCAAGACUGAGACCCCAACACCUGCCCCCCCUGCUGCCACCCCAGCCAAGCCUGCAGAGGAAAAGCCCGCCCCCGCCAAGGAGAGCCACGGCCCUGCUAAGAGAGAAGAGGAGAAACAAGCCAAAACAGAUGACACACCCCAGGUAGAGGUGAAGCCUGCCCCCAAAGAAUCACCACAGAAAACAGAGAGCACAAAGGAGAAGAAAGCAGAGCCCAAAGAGGAGGUGAAGAAGGAGGAUAAGAAGGAGGACAAGAAGGAGGCCUCUAAAGCAUCUGACAGUAAAGAGGCAAAGGAUACGAAGGAGGUAGGGAAGGCCAAGAAAUCUUCUGGCACUGAAGUCAAAGACGAGAAAUCUUCUAGCACUGAAGUCAAAGACGAGAAAUCUUCUGGCACUGAAGUCAAAGACGAGAAAUCUUCUAGCACUGAAGUCAAAGACGAGAAAUCUUCUAGCACUGAAGUCAAAGACGAGAAAUCUUCUAGCACUGAAGUCAAAGACGAGAAAUCUUCUAGCACUGAAGUCAAAGACGAGAAAUCUUCUAGCACUGAAGUCAAAGACGAGAAAUCUUCUAGCACUGAAGUCAAAGACGAGAAAUCUUCUAUCACUGAAGUCAAAGACGAGAAAUCUUCUAGCACUGAGGUCAAAGACGAGAAAGCCAAGAAGUGAGUCACUAACACGCUACAUAUGAGCCAGGAGAAGAGAGAGAGACGCCAAAGAACUAUCGGGAGGGGGAGGGGGGAGA